CUAACGAGGGAUUCGCGCGCUCUUCCCGCCCAUCCAUGGCUCUCGCUCUCUCUCCCUCUCUUCCUCUCUUCCUCUCAUUUCUCUUCCAUUCUCCAAACCCUAAACCAACCAAAUUACAAUUCUACCCUUCCCUUUCUCUCUGUCGUCUGCAAUUCCAUCUUCUCUCUCGGAUUCUUCUCGUUCUCUCUCGAGUGAUGGAAGAUUCUCAAUCGAAUCCUCAAGUUCUUCGCCAUGGAAGAAGAAAAAGAAGAUGAUGAAGAUGAAGAUGAAGAUGAAGUCGAAGGGUGGCGAUUGCUCCUCGUCCCCCAUCUCCCGCCCCUUCCUCCCCUCCUCUCGGCCUAAUCCUACCCGUCCAUCGCCCAAGCCUCGCCUCAGCCGCUACCGCAUCCUCGACCCAGGCAGCGAGAUCGUCGUCCAGUGGAACCGUGUCUUCCUCAUCUCCUGCCUCGUCGCCCUAUUCAUCGAUCCUCUCUACUUCUACGUCCCUUCCUCUGUUCCCGAGUCCGCUUGCAUCCGCACGGACAUUAGCCUCGGGAUCGUUGUCACCUUCUUCAGGACUGUUGCUGAUCUCUUCUCCCUCGCCCAUAUGGUGAUGAAAUUCAGGAUUGCAUUUGUCGCCCCAAGCUCCAGGGUGUUUGGGAGGGGGGAGCUCGUCAUGGAUGAGCGCCAGAUCGCUGCCCGCUACCUCAAGUCGGACUUCAUCAUUGAUCUUGCCGCCACGCUACCGCUGCCACAGCUUGUUAUCUGGUUAGUUAUACCAGCAGUAAGAAGCUCCUCAGCUAAAAACACCAACAGCACUCUUUCUUUGAUUGUGCUCAUCCAGUUUGUUCCUAGAUUGUUUCAAAUAUUUCCUUUGACCGGUCAGAUUGUCAAAACAACUGGUGCUGUUACCAGGACCGCUUGGGCAGGAGCUGCAUACAAUCUGCUUCUCUACAUGAUAGCCAGUCAUGUUUUUGGUGCUUCCUGGUAUCUCUUGUCUGUUGGGCGGCAGCACACAUGCUGGAAAACUGAGUGCAUGAAGGAAGAUGGAAGUAUGCACAUGCCAAUCUGCAAGCCUGCAUUUCUGGUUUGCAGCAGUUUGGAACAGUCCGAACGGAUAUCCUGGCUGAACACCACCCAUGUUGUUAGCAAUUGUGAUGCUACAAAUAUUAAAACCAGUUUUAAGUAUGGAAUGUUUGAAGAGGCUUUGACGAAUAAUGUUGUUUCAUCCAAGUUCAUAAGGAAGUAUCUUUAUUGCCUUUGGUGGGGCUUGAGAAAUUUAAGUGCAUAUGGACAGCAAUUGCAGACGAGCACUUACAUUGGUGAGACAUCGUUUUGCAUUCUUAUAUGCAUUCUGGGUCUAGUUAUCUUCGCACACCUAAUUGGUAACAUGCAGACCUAUUUGCAAUCUAUGACUGUGAGAAUUGAAGAGUGGAGAAUUAGACGAAGAGAUACAGAGGAGUGGAUGAGGCACCGCCAACUACCUCCGGAUUUACAAGAACGCAUCCGCCGGUUCGAUCAAUAUAAAUGGCUUGCCACAAGAGGAGUAGAUGAGGAAUCUAUCUUGCUUUCUUUGCCUUUGGACCUCCGCCGUGACAUUCAACACCAUCUUUGCCUGGCUCUCGUUCGUCGUGUCCCGUUCUUCUCACAAAUGGAUGAUCAGCUCCUGGACGCCAUAUGUGAACGUCUAGUGUCAUCCUUGAGUACCCAAGACACCUACAUUGUCCGUGAGGGCGACCCGGUCACUGAGAUGCUCUUCAUCAUCAGAGGACAGCUAGAAAGUUCCACCACCAAUGGCGGGAGAAGUGGAUUCUUCAAUUCCACCACCCUCAGGCCGGGCGACUUCUGUGGGGAGGAGCUGCUGACAUGGGCAUUGAUGCCCAACUCAACCCUCAACCUGCCUACCUCAACCCGGACUGUCCGUGCCCUCAAAGAAGUUGAGGCGUUCGCACUCCGGGCUGAAGAUCUCAAGUUCGUCGCCAGCCAGUUCAAGCGCCUUCACAGCAAGAAGCUCCAGCAUGCCUUCAGGUACUAUUCACACCAAUGGCGAACUUGGGGUGCUUGCUUUAUGCAGGCUGCCUGGCGGAGGUACAAGAAGCGGCAGCUUGCAAAGGAGCUCAUGAAGCAGGAGAGCUCAUUCUACAUGCCACUUCUGGAUUCCAGCCAAUCGAGUUACUAUGAUGAUGAUGUGCCAUUGGACGAGGAUUCUCACGACUCCACAAUCGAAAACCAAAAUAACUUCCAGCUCGGAGCUACGAUACUGGCUUCCAAGUUUGCCAAGAAUACAAAGAGAGGGAUGAAUCAGAAGAUCAAGGGAAGCGGCCCGUCAUCCACCAGCUUGAAAAUGCCGAAGCUUCUGAAGCCGGUUGAACCAGAUUUUUCCGUAGACGCUGAGGAUGAUGUGUGAGGAAUGUUUCAUGCCCGAUACUGGAAUUCCUGAGGGGCUCUAAGGACAGCUAAGUUAUAGGAUCGUUAUAGCAUUUAUAUUACUGUAUGAUAACCUAUGUACGUACAUUUAUCUCAUUUCAUUUCAUUUUUUUCAUAACAAAAUUGAGCUGUUUGCUUGUUGAUGUUA
Magnolia sinica is the source of this 2554-nucleotide messenger RNA. RefSeq names its product cyclic nucleotide-gated ion channel 18-like. The record is from RefSeq and is a predicted model, not a curated record. Lineage: Eukaryota; Viridiplantae; Streptophyta; Magnoliopsida; Magnoliales; Magnoliaceae. Gene Ontology annotation, biological process: monoatomic ion transport; transmembrane transport. Gene Ontology annotation, molecular function: monoatomic ion channel activity. The transcript is spliced from 6 exons. Bases 251 to 2386 code for a protein of 711 amino acids. Gene Ontology annotation, cellular component: membrane.